Paramormyrops kingsleyae is the source of this 2756-nucleotide messenger RNA. RefSeq names its product ATP-binding cassette, sub-family E (OABP), member 1 (gene abce1). Lineage: Eukaryota; Metazoa; Chordata; Actinopteri; Osteoglossiformes; Mormyridae. The record is from RefSeq and is a predicted model, not a curated record. Gene Ontology annotation, molecular function: ATP binding; ATP hydrolysis activity.
CCGUCAUGACGUCAGUGGAGAAGCGCCCCUGGUCGCGCAUGGAGCGCGUGCUGACGCGCCAUCUUCCCAGCCCCGGCUUUCUUUCCUACUGAGAACACGUUGUUAGAGGUGGGAGCUCGGGAAAGCCGCGUUACCGGCGCAACAGCAACCGCCAGGGAGCCGUCGUGGGACCGAGCUUCGUCGUUUUAUCUGUCUCGGAGAGCUCUCCACCCCUUUCGUCCUGAGAAAAUUAUCUGCCCUGCCAGGCGGUGAAGGAGUGAGAGGAUGUCAGACAAACCGACCCGUAUCGCCAUCGUAAACCAUGACAAGUGUAAGCCCAAGAAAUGCAGACAGGAGUGUAAGAAGAGCUGUCCCGUGGUCCGCAUGGGUAAGCUCUGCAUUGAGGUGACACCUCAGAGCAAGAUUGCAUGGAUUUCUGAAUCCCUCUGCAUUGGAUGUGGUAUCUGCAUUAAAAAAUGCCCGUUUGGUGCUCUGUCUAUUGUCAACCUGCCAAGCAACCUUGAAAAGGAGACAACGCACAGAUAUUGUGCCAACUCUUUCAAAUUGCACCGGUUGCCAAUUCCGAGACCCGGUGAGGUUUUGGGGCUGGUGGGCACCAACGGCAUUGGGAAAUCGACGGCGUUGAAGAUCCUGGCGGGAAAACAGAAGCCGAACUUGGGGAAGUACGACGCUCCCCCAGAUUGGCAGGAAAUCCUCACCUAUUUCCGAGGCUCCGAGCUGCAGAACUAUUUCACCAAGAUUCUGGAGGAUGACCUGAAGGCCAUCGUCAAGCCCCAGUACGUGGACCAGAUUCCCAAGACUGUCAAGGGAAGCGUGGGGUCGAUUCUGAGCAGGAAGGACGACACUAAGACCGAAGACGUGGUCUGCGACCAGCUUGAUCUGACUCACCUGAGGGACAGGAACGUGGAGGACCUUUCUGGAGGGGAGCUACAGCGAUUCGCCUGUGCCGUGGUUUGCAUCCAGAAGGCCGACAUCUUCAUGUUUGACGAGCCGUCCAGUUAUUUGGACGUGAAGCAGCGUCUGAAGGCUGCCAUCACCAUCCGGUCCCUCAUCACCCCAGACAGGUACAUCAUUGUUGUGGAACAUGACCUGAGCGUGUUGGACUACCUGUCUGAUUUCAUCUGCUGCCUGUAUGGGGUGCCCAGCGCAUACGGAGUGGUCACCAUGCCCUUCAGCGUCCGUGAAGGUAUUAACAUCUUCCUGGACGGCUACGUUCCCACGGAGAACCUGCGCUUCCGCGAGACGUCGUUGGUGUUCAAGGUGGCCGAGACGGCCAACGAGGACGAGGUGAAGAAGCUGUGUCGGUACCAGUACCCCAACAUGAACAAGGCCAUGGGGGACUUCACGCUGGCGAUUAUAGGGGGGGAGUUCACAGACUCGGAGAUCAUGGUCAUGCUGGGGGAGAACGGAACCGGCAAGACGACGUUCAUCAGGAUGCUAGCGGGCCGCCUUAAGCCAGAUGAUGGAGGGGAAGUUCCCAUCUUGAAUGUCAGCUACAAACCGCAGAAGAUCAGCCCCAAGUUCAAAGGAAGCGUCCGCGCGCUGCUGCACGAGAAGAUCCGCGACGCCUACACUCACCCGCAGUUCAUCACGGACGUCAUGAAGCCCAUGCAGAUCGACAGCAUCAUUGACCAGGACGUUCAGAACCUGUCCGGCGGAGAGCUGCAGCGAGUGGCCCUGGCUCUGUGUCUGGGCAAACCAGCUGACGUCUACCUGAUCGACGAGCCGUCCGCCUACCUGGACUCUGAACAGCGUCUGAUGGCCGCCCGGGUCAUCAAGCGGUUCAUCCUCCAUGCGAAGAAGACCGCCUUCAUUGUAGAGCACGACUUCAUCAUGGCCACCUAUCUAGCCGACCGCGUCAUCGUGUUCGACGGCAUCCCGUCCAAGUGCACCACCGCCAACACGCCUCAAACGCUGCUUGCCGGGAUGAACAAGUUCCUGUCACAGCUCGAGAUCACUUUCAGAAGAGACCCCAACAACUUCCGACCGCGGAUCAACAAAAUGAACUCCAUCAAGGAUGUGGAGCAGAAGAAGAGCGGCAACUACUUUUUCUUGGAUGACUAGGCGUCUCCGGUGCUCACGGUUUUACAGUAACUGCCACACUAUUGCAUCACGGUGCAGCCCUGGUCGCCCUUUGGAUCACACUGUCCACCCACCCCGCUCCUAUGUUUGCGGCUCAAAUCUGCCCUGCCGUUUACGGCAGCGACGGGAAGGACGGUCAGCGGGAGUCAUGACCCUUAAUUUUAAGUCAGAAUCUUAUGAAUAAAACCAACUUUCUGAACUCCUUUUUUUUUUUAUCCCUUUAAAAUGGUCAAAUGAGGUUCGGAGACAUUUAUUCUGUUGCAGUAAGAGUUAUGGGAACAUAUGAAUACAGAAUAAAAGGAAAUAUAUAUAUGUAUUGAUGUAUCUGAGCAUUUCCCCAAGAGUAACCUUAAGUAAAAUUUACUUUGCUAUGUUUUAUGUUAUAAUUUUCUGUUGGAAAUCACCUGCGCGAGAAUGGAAAUUUUAAAACUAAAAGAAAAACAUCCAGCACUGCAACACCUGUUACUCGCUCACAUUGGAAUAUUUGACAAAUAUGAUAAAUAUUUGUACCAAAGAUGGUGUCCAUCCCAAGGUGACCUCCUGCUCGAUAAAUGUCACAAACUGAACUCGGCGUUAAAGGUCUUUCCAGACCAUGAUCAGCUGCAAUGUUAUUCUGUCACCGGGAACCAGGCAAAGAUUUUCAUUUUCAAAAAAAUAAAAAAUACAGCUCUCAA